UACUCAAUUGCUUCGCCUUCUCCGAGAAGAAAUGCCACGACUUGAUAUCACCAGGCGUUGCUUCCUCUCAUCGGAGAAGACCAGAGAUCAAUGGCGGCCGCAGAGGGAGGCGAAGUGAAGCUCAUCGGGUCGUGCCCGAGCCCGUUCGUGCUGCGCGCACGGGUAGCCCUCAAUCUCAAGGGGGUGGAGUACGAGUACCUGCAAGAGAAGCCCGGGCCGAAGAGCGAGCUGCUCCUGAGAUCCAACCCUGUGUACAAGAAGAUCCCGGUCCUCCACCACGGCAAGCCGGUCUGCGAGUCGAUGAUCAUCGUCGAGUACAUCGACGAGGUCUGGGCCGCGGCCGGCCUCGCCGUCUUGCCGGCCGAUCCCUACGAGCGCGCUCUCCACCGGUUCUGGGCUGCGUACAUCGAUGGCAAGUUAUUCCCAUCAGUACUUGCAAUUGCAAAGGAUGAGCCCAAGAUGAUCAAGGUGGAAGCAGUGGAGCAGCUACACACAGGGAUAAAGCUAAUGGAGGAGGCCUUUGAGAGGCUGAGCAAAGGGAAGGGCUUCUUCGGAGGCGACGCCAUUGGAUACCUUGACAUUGCUCUUGGCUGCUUCUUGGGGUGGUUCAGGGUAUGUGAAGAGGUGCCUGGGUUCAAGUUCUUGGACGAUGAGAAGUCACCUCUCCUUGUGGGCUGGGCGGACAGGUGCUGCUCUGAUGAGGCUGUGAAGGAUGUGAUGCCGGAGAAUGAGAGGUUGGAGGAAUACGCUAAAUUGUGCCGGGCCAGGCUGAGGGCCACUGCAGCAGAUUGAAACCAUCAUGGAGGUCAGUAUAUUUAAUAGCAAAGCAAGUGGAUUCUGGUCUUUUACUAUGGAGCGGGGAGCAGUUGAAUAGUGCUUGCUCAGGGAUAAUAACCAGUACAACAUACUACAUGUGUACUACAUGUAUACGCUAAAUUGUGCCGGGCCAGGCUGAAGGCCUCUGCAGCAUAUUGAAACCAUCAUGGAGAUUAGCAUAGUUCAUAGCAAAACAAAUGGAUUCUGGUCUUUUACUAUGGAGUAGGGAGCAGUUGAAUGAUGCUUGCUCAGGGAUAAUAACCAGUACAGUAUACUAGGAGUAAUAUUCAAGUGAAUUAUGGUUGUAAUGGAAUUCAUAUGUAUAAAUUCAUGGACAAUAGUUCUAAGAUAUGAGGUUUCUGGGUUA
Molecule: messenger RNA, 1183 nt
Organism: Musa acuminata AAA Group (dessert banana)
Lineage: Eukaryota; Viridiplantae; Streptophyta; Magnoliopsida; Zingiberales; Musaceae
Product: glutathione S-transferase U17-like
Exons: 2
Coding region: 91-792 (233 amino acids)
Biological process (GO): glutathione metabolic process
Cellular component (GO): cytoplasm
Molecular function (GO): glutathione transferase activity
Source: RefSeq, a predicted model, not a curated record